This is a messenger RNA of Lottia gigantea (owl limpet), 3360 nucleotides long. RefSeq lists its product as hypothetical. The transcript is spliced from 14 exons. The record is from RefSeq and is a predicted model, not a curated record. Lineage: Eukaryota; Metazoa; Mollusca; Gastropoda; Lottiidae. Gene Ontology annotation, molecular function: protein binding. The coding region runs from base 1 to 3360 and encodes 1119 amino acids. Gene Ontology annotation, cellular component: clathrin coat of trans-Golgi network vesicle.
AUGGCAUGCUCAGAUCUAAACGCUCCAAAAACAGCCAAAUUAUUUCACAAGCCAGCUGUCAAAGAUGUACAAGUGUCUCAUCAUACCAAUAAAACAUAUCAUCAGAGUGACCAGGCUAGACAGUGGCAGAGUAGUACAGAGUUAGAGGGAUUAUUCCAUCAAAACAUUCCAGAAGCUCAACCUGGACCAGUUCCUCCAGCAGAAGCAGCAGGAAAUACAUCAUCAGUAGUGGCUUCCGCAUCAACUACAGCUUCUCCUGCAGCUGGUACACCUUCUGGUAAGCUUCUACCAGAAUGGUGUUAUAGAUCUGGUAAAGACUUACCACCACUAUAUCAACAAGUCUAUGAAGCAGCUCUUGUUGAUGGUAAAAUAGACACCAACAGACUCUAUCCUAUAUUAUUGUUAAGUUGUCUACCAAGAGAAGUGUUAGGGUAUAUCUGGUCUAUGUGUAAUACAGCUACCCCUGGACAACUUAUACAAACAGAACUUAAUGCUGUCUUGGCCUUAAUCGCUUUAGCACAGAACAAUCAUAGUAUAAUGAAUAAAGAAAUACUCAAACGAUGUCCACAACCUCCUCUACCAAUCCUUCAAUCAGUUCCUCCUGUAGCUCCUGGUGGGGUAGCACCAUCAGUGUCCCCAGGCCCCCAGCCUACCCCUGGAACACCUCAGCCUAAUCAACUCCCUGAGAAUCAAAACCAACCUAGUGUAGCCCCUACUAACCAAGCACCAGCGACCUCUAGUUUUAGUGUUGUUGCUCCAAAACCUACUCUUGGUACAGGUAUCGUGCAACAAAACCCUGGUACAAUUCAACCAAUAUCAGCUCCAACUGCUUCUCUAACCCCUCAUUCUAUUGGCGGAACCAUGGGAGGAAGUAGAAAUAUUAACCAAUCAGAACCAGCAAUAAUAACUCAUACAUCAGAAGAUGAUUUUGCUGAUUUCCAGUCAGCAGAUAAAGCAACUACAGAAGAUGAAUUUGGAGAAUUUAUGGGAACCAACAAUCCAGCUUGUAUCACUGUAGAAGAAAAACCUCCGUAUAUUAUAUCCGUACCAAAAGUGGAUCCAAAAGUCAGUGAUGAAAUGACAGCAGAUGAAAAAUAUUCCAAUGUCAGAAGUUUUUUUGGCAGUAGUGGUUCUUCAGGUCAUACAUCGCCAAAUAGUUUGGAUGAAGAAGACUACACUGAUUGUAGGGAUAGCACCAGUCAGUUCAGUACAUCAGAGCAAUCGGAGAACGAGGACAUCAAAGCUUUUGAAUCGUAUGUUGAGGAGUUCAACAGAAAGAAAGAAAAGCUUCAUCCUGAGAGUCCGCUACAUAAUCCAUUUCCACGGUUACCAGUGAUUGACAAGGCUACAUCCAAUAUUGUCAUCCCACCAAUUCCAUCUUCUUUUGGACUUCAACUCAGUUCUGAAGCCACACCUCAAGAUGAUUUCGAUGAUUUUAAAUCAGCCAUUCAAGUGUCAACACCAUCAGCAGUUACCACAGUUACAUCUUCUGAUUCCGAAUUUGCUGAUUUUCAGACUUCUUCUAAACCAGUGCCAAGUUCUUCCAGUACCAGUAAUGAUUUGAAUCUGAUAGGAGAUGAGGACAAAUAUGGCGCUUUGCGAUCAUUGGUACUGGAAGAUCCUGCAACAACAACUAAGCCCUCAGAAGCAACAGUUCCUUUUGCACAAUUUGACGAAGCUGUUACAGAAAAUGAAAGUGAUGAUUGGGCUGACUUUGCUAGUGCUGCACCAGAAGAAAGUGCUAAUAAUGGUAACAACAAGAGCUCCGUGUUGAAUGUGAACAGUACCAAACAACCUGAAACAGAUUGGGCGGAUUUUGGAGACACAGUUACUCCAACAGCAGAAACAGUCAAUAUUCAGCCAUCUUGGAUAUCUUCCAACCCAACUCUUUUGACUCCUACAAAUAUUAUGAGCAGGAGCAGUAACUCUGUUUCAUCGACCUCUUUAGCAGGCACUGAAACAGAAGAUGAUUGGUCAGAUUUCUCAACAGCUAUCAAUCAAGAUUCUCAAGCCACACCCUCAAAUCCAUUGGAAGAAAGUGAUUGGUUUAACAGCACUGGGACAAGUGACACAACAACAAGUGUAGUUACUGUGAAGAAAGCAUUAAAAUCUGAUGAAAUUCAAAAUGUUUUUAAAGUACGCAAUGACCCAAAUACUCAAGCUAGUUAUAAAAUCCCAACAUUAGAGAAGAAAGUGCGACAAAUAUCAUUGGAUGAUGAUGACCCGCCUCCAAUGGAUUACCAUGACGAAGGGGAUGACCAUGACAUCACACGUGGUUACGACCUUGAAGAAUAUCAUAACCCUUCACCUUUAAGUGGCUAUGGUUACUCUAAUCAAAAUAAAGGAAUGUUUUUGAAUCAGGUUGCUAAGAAAAUUUCUGAGAAAAGUGAUCGAGAUCGUACUAGUCUUUCACCAGAGACUGAAGAUGACAGUUACUCUUCUAAGGAUAGCUAUAACUGGAAGGGCAAGACUAAACAUUUUAAAGAAGAUUCUCAAUCUAUUAGUAGUCUUGAAUUACCAACAAAAACAGCAUCAUUAAAAACAGGAUCAGAUAAUGGUGGAAGUGACAGUCAAUCUAUAUCCAGUAUGGAGUUUGGACAGUUUGAAAGUUCCUCAAAGACACCAGUUAGUGCUGAAUCUAAAUCUUUAGAUAGUUUGGAUUUCCCACAAGAUCUACCUGGUGAUGGUGAUCCUGAUGAGACCCUGGAAAAUACAGACACAGUAGACCUAGACAGUAGUAUGAAUCAAUCUACACCAGGUAUAAGUAAUGGUAUAAAACCACUAGCUGAUAGAUAUAAUAUAACAGAUGAAGUAGUGACUAGUGAUGGAUACAGCUAUGAAUGGGAGAGAUGUUUACAGAAUUGUUUAAGAAUGAUAAAAGAAUCUAAUAUUAUAUUUAACUCUAUCAGUACAUCUAAUGUCUGUACUGAAGUUUUACAGUCAUCAAAAGGUUCAGCUUAUAUAGAUGGUAUAGUAGAGAUAUAUAGAGUAGCCUGUAGAGUUAUGACAGCUAUGAAUGCCCAUAAUCUGGCCACUCCUCAAUUAGAGAAAUUAAUGAAAGAGAUAGAUUUAGCUUGGACUAAUCUGACAGCGUUUCUAGUUGGUGCUGGAGUAUUGCCUGAAUCAAAAUCAUUUGAUUUUAAACAUGGUAUAAUGAAAUCAGACUCUGAAGAAGACCAGUAUAAAUCCUGUGGUGUGUGUUUAUUAAACGUUGAUACCAGACUGAAAGUGAUAUCAGGUGUUGAGGAUAUAUCAAAAUUAUCAUACGGUAGGAAACAGUAUCAUGCUCCCUGUGCUAAUUUCUGGGUCAACUGUGUAGACUCUACCUUACCAGGCUUAAGAUUACCUGAAUUAUUAUGA